Molecule: messenger RNA, 300 nt
Organism: Purpureocillium takamizusanense
Lineage: Eukaryota; Fungi; Ascomycota; Sordariomycetes; Hypocreales; Ophiocordycipitaceae
Exons: 4
Coding region: 1-300 (99 amino acids)
Source: RefSeq, a predicted model, not a curated record
AUGAAGCUCGCCCUUCUCGCAAGCACUAUUUUCGCGGCUACCGGCCUCGCCAGCCCUAUCGAGGCCCAUGACAAGCAUCUCAUCUCCUAUACGUUCGAGCGUAACAAGAACUUUAUGGAAAGUGACCUUAAGGUCCAGAAGAUCAUUGUAGAUGCUACGGGCAUGGACGACUGGAUCUGCAGCCGAUCCUUCCCUCCGAUCUGCCACCCCCCGCCACUGGAGACGGACGUCAUUAAGAAGCUAGAGGCUUUGCCCGGCGUUAUUAUCCGUCGUACUGUCCGUGAGUGCACGAGCACUUAG